Messenger RNA from Leptopilina boulardi, 894 nucleotides. RefSeq lists its product as uncharacterized. The record is from RefSeq and is a predicted model, not a curated record. Bases 1 to 894 code for a protein of 297 amino acids. The transcript has a single exon. NCBI's taxonomy places the organism in Eukaryota, Metazoa, Arthropoda, Insecta, Hymenoptera, Figitidae.
AUGGAAGCAGCAAUGCGACAAAGGAAGAGUCUGGGUAUGGCCUUUACGAAAACAUACAAUUCGUUUUCGGCCAAACUCAAAGGCACGUGCUCUCGAGAUGACAAUAUGGUGGCAUUUCAGUUGUUACAAACCAAGACGAAGGAGUUGGAAGCGGUGUACGCUAUUUGCAACAAAUUUCUCUUCGAAUCAGAGGCCACUGAAGAUGAAAUCGCCAAAGAAUUAGAAGAUGUAGACGAAUACACUGUGGCAUUUCUGAAUGCAAAAAUGAUGGCUGAUGAUUUACAGGAAGUACGAACUGAAAACAUCCAAUCCGUGUUAUCAGACAACUUGCCCGGAGCAACUAAGGGGUCAUUGAAGUUACCACAAAUUGAGUUACCAAAAUUUAAGUGUCAUGUUAAAGAGUGGCUGUUGUUCUGGAGUAUUUUCAAAAAGAUCCACGAAGACAACUCAAUUAGGCGUGAGGAUAAAUUUCAAUAUCUCAUUCAAGCUACAUCACCGGAUUCGAGGGCACGUGAACUGGUUCGCAGUUUCCCCCCAACAGCUGACAACUAUGAUAAGGCGAUAGCAAGUCUCAAGAGUCGAUUCGGCCAAGACGAUAUUGUAGUUAAAUAUUAUGUUCGUGAACUGUUGGGAUUGGUUCUCCAAAAUGAACUUAAAGGAGGUCCAAAGGCAACACUUUCUGCAAACUAUGAUAAAUUGGAAGCAUACAUCCGUGCUCUAGACACUCUAAGAGUAACGACGGAGAAAUGUGCGUCAAUGUUAUAUCCGCUGGUUGAGUCUGCUCUCCCGGAAGAAAUUCUACGUGCUUGGCAGCGCAAUGGGCAGUAUCGCACCAUAGAAAAUGAGGGGCAUAAUAUGACAAGGGACAAGCUGACCAAAUUAUUAGAAAUGUAA